AUGGACCACGGCAACAUGGGUCACGGCGGUAUGGACCAUGGCGGCAUGGAUCAUGGCAACAUGUGCAACAUGAACAUGUUGUUCACCUGGGACACCAACAACCUCUGCAUCGUCUUCAAAUCCUGGCGCAUCACCUCCACAAUGUCUCUGAUCUGGUCUUUGGUUGGCGUGAUGCUACUAACCGCCGGCUACGAACUCGUGCGCGAAAUGUCUCGCCGCUAUGAGGCUAAAGUACAGAGGGAGAUUGAUGAUAUGCCGAGACGCAACGCUGCCGACGCGUAUGCAAAGUCGAAAACUAUCAAGGCUGCUCUAUAUGCCAUUCAGGUGUUUUAUUCCUUCUUUAUCAUGUUGCUUUUCAUGACUUAUAAUGGUUGGAUCAUGUUGUCUGUUGCUGUGGGUGCAUUCGUGGGUUAUUUGGUGUUUGGCAAUUCGACUGUUACAAAGAGCGCUGCUUGUCAUUGA
Messenger RNA from Aureobasidium melanogenum CBS 110374, 462 nucleotides. Its product is annotated as Ctr copper transporter. Gene Ontology annotation, cellular component: membrane. The transcript is spliced from 4 exons. NCBI's taxonomy places the organism in Eukaryota, Fungi, Ascomycota, Dothideomycetes, Dothideales, Saccotheciaceae. Gene Ontology annotation, molecular function: copper ion transmembrane transporter activity. Gene Ontology annotation, biological process: copper ion transmembrane transport. Bases 1 to 462 code for a protein of 153 amino acids. The record is from RefSeq and is a predicted model, not a curated record.